AUGCAAACGGCGGCGACGGCGACGCCUUCUUCCUUGGCAGCGGCGCCGAGGACAGCAGCCACCAAGAUGUGCAACCACUGCUUGGAGCGAGGAGCCAGGACGUGUCGUUUAUGGCUCCGUGGUGGCGUCAACUACGGCAAAGUCAGCGGUUCAAGCUCCACCCAUGGCCAGGGCAGCUCUAAGUCUUUAUGUGCAUUGUUAGCAGCAACUAGGUGUUUUAUUUUUCUAAUUUGCUAUGAUUCUGGAGUGCACAAGGUACGAUCUUAUCAGCUCCCUCUAAGUACCAUGCACGAGGCCCUAGACACAGCUCUGAAACCCAUCAUGAAGAGCAUAGGCGGUCUUCAGCGGAGUGUUAAUGAACUCAAGAAAGAGAAGGCUGAGAACGAAGAGAAGGAGAAGCGUCUCAAGAAGAACCUGGACGACCUUGGUGACCAACUGGUGUCCGUGGUUCAAAAUGUGCAUGACCUCCAGAGCAACUUGCAUGGCGCCAUGCCUCCACCGCCGGCGAACAACUAA
This is a messenger RNA of Miscanthus lutarioriparius, 516 nucleotides long. The record is from the annotation of a GenBank genome assembly. NCBI's taxonomy places the organism in Eukaryota, Viridiplantae, Streptophyta, Magnoliopsida, Poales, Poaceae.